Molecule: messenger RNA, 816 nt
Organism: Hypanus sabinus (Atlantic stingray)
Lineage: Eukaryota; Metazoa; Chordata; Chondrichthyes; Myliobatiformes; Dasyatidae
Gene: cfap276
Product: cilia and flagella associated protein 276
Exons: 5
Coding region: 77-661 (194 amino acids)
Source: RefSeq, a predicted model, not a curated record
CAAAUGUCCGAGCGACUGCAGUACACGAGGGAGAUUUCUUUUCGGAUCUCCGCAGCGGCGGAGACCGCGCUGGAAAAUGCCAGAUACAAGGGAACCAUUCCCUUUCCCAAAAUAUGAAAACGACGAUGAUUUUAGAGGCCGGCAGAAGGAAAAUCAGAGUUUUCAGUAUCAAAAGCCAACCCAUUUAGCACAACAGGAGGACCCGUGGAACCGUCUACAUGCAACAGCAACUGUGUCAAGUGCCAGCAAAGGAAUUUACCUCUGUAAUCCCAAGGCACCAAAAGACAGUCUGGAUAUUCAUCUUAGUGCUAUUUACGACCAUUCAAACGAGUUUCUGAAGCAUAAGAAUGAGGUGCUUCUUCAAAAGUCAACUUGUGAUCCUCAGAGUGGCUGCUGGUUGAGUUCCAAUGAACUAGAACCUGAAGAAGUGUUUCAUCGGAAAAUAAUGAAGGACAGAGUGCAGCAAGAUAUUUGUGGUUGUGUGCCUGAACACACAGGAACUGGUGCUACUUACCUGCAAGCAAGAUCACCCCCAAGGCUUUGGAUUUCACCAACGAAAUCAUCCAUUCAUAGCAUUGAUGGAGCAAUAACAAGUCAACACACUGCUGCCACCAAUGGAGGAUAUUCCAGGAAAAUAGACGGUGGCUUCUUUGCAAUCUGAAAUAGAAGAUAUUUCUGUUCUAUACUGUACUAGGAUUUUCCUGAUUUGUUUUUUAUCAUCAAAAACUCAUUGUGAUAUAAAGAACUAGCUGUAACAAUACUGUGAAGUAGCAUCUUUAAUGUAAUAAUAGAAUUAAAUCACUGGAGAAAACAUAA